Messenger RNA from Paramuricea clavata, 1202 nucleotides. Lineage: Eukaryota; Metazoa; Cnidaria; Anthozoa; Malacalcyonacea; Plexauridae. The record is from the annotation of a GenBank genome assembly.
AUGACUACGUUCCUUAAGCCUUUUACCGAGGAGUUGGAAAAAUUGAGCAAUGUUGGAAUGAGAUGGGUCCGUGGUGGUGUGACUGUUUGUUCACGAGUUUUUGCAUGCAUUUGCUCGUGUGACAGCGUGGCAAGGUGUGUAUUGCAGAAUAUCCUUCAAUUUAAUGGUUUGUACGGUUGCAGUUGGUGUGAAAAUCCAGGGGAAUCGAUUGAAAAAGGACGCGGUCAUUGCAGAGUUUACCCAGAAGAAGCGCAACAACCGGACUUAAGAACACAUGAACAACUGAAGAAGAAUGGUCGAUUGGCGUUCCGUAAGAAAGAACCAGUGAAUGCGUGAAAGGGCCAACCAAACUGGCUGAUUUGCCCAAUUUUGACAUUGUAAGAGGAUUUGUGGUGGACAAUCUCCACUGCAUAUAUUUAGGCGUUACAAGACAACUAGUACAUCUAUGGUUUGACUCGAACAAUCAUAACGAACCAUGGUAUCUUGGCAAACACAUACCAGUUAUCGAUUCAAGAUUGAAACGCGUAAUGCCACCACAAGAGGUUACAAGGGUUCCAAGAUCAAUUACGCAGAGAGCGUUUUGGAAAGGUUCUGAGUGGCACUGGUGGUUGCCCUUAUAUUCACCAGUUGUCCUGCGUGGAUUGCUUCCACAACGGUAUUUUAAACAUUUACUUGUUUUGGUGCAAGGCUUUUACUUGCUAACCAAGUCAAGUAUCAGCUCUGCUGACCUCGACAAGGCCGCCCAUUGCUUGUCGCAGUUUACUCAGAAGUUCCAGUUGUUGUAUGGAAAGAAGCACAUGACAUACAAUGUCCAUCAGCUGACUCAUCUGGUGCAAGCAGUGAUUGAUUGGGGUCCAUUGCCAUGCUAUUCCUCCUAUAUUUUCGAGGGAUUUAAUAUGGUACUCCUGAGCUUGUUCCAUGGAACUCAAGCAGUUCCUCAUCAGAUUGCCAACUCUUUCCUCAUGUACAAAGAGUUGUCUAUAAUUUGCAGUACUGGCGAGGCAACUGAAGAUCCCCUCACUGAUAACAUCUUCUCCUUCAUGAAUGACCAACUCCAAGGCUACACACCACUGAAAAAGGCCAAAAAGAUGGAACAAAACAUUACCUUCUUGGGGGCGUCAUAUUCAAAACCACUAACAAUUGAGGAAAAGUACCUUGUUGAGGAGCUACACCAAAGGAAUGAUGUUGAAAAUGAUGGAUAA